Molecule: messenger RNA, 2279 nt
Organism: Poeciliopsis prolifica (blackstripe livebearer)
Lineage: Eukaryota; Metazoa; Chordata; Actinopteri; Cyprinodontiformes; Poeciliidae
Gene: slc35b3
Product: solute carrier family 35 member B3
Exons: 10
Coding region: 247-1371 (374 amino acids)
Biological process (GO): transmembrane transport
Cellular component (GO): endoplasmic reticulum membrane; Golgi membrane
Molecular function (GO): 3'-phosphoadenosine 5'-phosphosulfate transmembrane transporter activity
Source: RefSeq, a predicted model, not a curated record
UUGUUGGCUGCUCCUGCCACUGCAGCCAGUGCAGGCUAGCAGGUUUUAGCAGGCUAGCAGGUUUACCUUCGCAUUUGAACUGUUUGUCACUUGAAAUCGGAAUCAUGAAACGCUCAAGUGUACAUAAAAGAUGAAGAUUGUACGGACAGGGCAAUGAUUUCCAUAAACAUUGCCUCUGAAAAGGAGGAAAUACAGGUUUAAAGACUCCCGGAAGUGUCACUGAAGAUUCCAGUUACUGAGGACACAAUGAGCAGCAAAUAUGGCCUGGUGGGUUACAACAGUUCACGGAAGCACAUCUCCAUCUCCAUUCCGUCGUCCACAGAGGUGAUGUCGCCUCACAUCAAGUCUGUGGAGGAGCUGAGGGUUCUGGGAAUCAACCUCACCAGCUUAAGUGCCCCAACACAGUUCUUCAUCUGUGUGGCUGGAGUCUUCCUCUUUUAUCUUAUCUAUGGAUAUUUGCAGGAAUUAAUAUUUUCUGUGGAAGGAUUCAAACCUUUUGGUUGGUACCUCACUUUGGUACAGUUUGGCUUUUAUUCCAUGUUUGGACUCGUUGAGCUUCAGUUCACGCAAGACAAACGCAGAAGGAUACCAGGGAAGACCUACAUGAUGAUUGCAUUUUUAACAGUAGGAACUAUGGGACUAUCCAAUACCUCUUUAGGCUACUUGAACUACCCUACCCAGGUCAUCUUCAAGUGCUGCAAACUCAUCCCAGUCAUGAUCGGAGGAGUUUUUAUACAAGGUAAACGGUAUAACUUGACUGAUGUGUCUGCUGCUCUCUGCAUGAGUCUGGGACUCAUCUGGUUUACCCUCGCUGACAGCAAAGUAGCUCCCAACUUCAAUGUGACAGGUGUUGUGCUCAUAUCCCUGGCUCUGUGUGCAGAUGCCGUCAUUGGAAAUGUGCAGGAAAAGGCCAUGAAGCUUCACAACGGCUCCAACUCUGAAAUGGUGCUGUACUCGUACUCUAUCGGUUUCAUCUACAUACUGGGAGGCUUGCUCUGUGUGGGUGGGCUGGGACCAGCUGUGGCUUUCUGCUCAGAGCAUCCUGUUAAGACGUACGGUUAUGCCUUCUUCUUCUCUCUUACGGGUUAUUUUGGGAUCUCCUUUGUGCUCGCCUUAAUCAAGCUGUUUGGCGCCCUGGUUGCAGUAACAGUAACCACUGGAAGAAAGGCCAUGACCAUCAUACUUUCCUUCAUGUUCUUCACCAAACCGUUCACUUUUCAGUACAUUUGGGGCGGCCUUCUGGUGGUCUUCGGCAUCUUCUUGAAUGUUUACAGUAAAAACAAAGAGAAAAUGAAACUCCCUACGUUAAAGGACGUCAGGAGCUGGCUGCUGACGAAAAAGAAAGUCCGAUUUCUGUCGCAAAACGUGUAGGUGGCCCCCGUCUUCCCCUGCCGCCCCCAAUUCGGCGGAACCCCGCACAGACGAGACUGCUUCCAACCUCUCUACGCCUCGGUCCACGAUUUCCAGGGGAUGAGCCGAAGCAUGUGCCUGAGCAACGGCGCUACAUCACCAUCAAUACCCAAACCACGGAUGGGUAUACAGGGUCUGACCUCCAAUCAGCCUUACAAGCAGCUGACAUGAUUAAACUGUGGUUCAGGGAGUUGCCGGAUGAUGUUUAUAUCUAAUACCAGAACUCUGCCGGUUAGCUGGAAGCGCUGUUAGAAGAAGUGUAUAAAAAAUAAAUAAAUAAAAGAAAGAAAGAGACAUUUUUAUAAAAGGGGUUCAGUGCCUGGUGGGGUCUUGCAAAGCGAACUUUAGAGCCCCACAGAAACAUUCCCUGCGCCGGGUUGAAGCCGUGAGGACCUGCGAGACUCUCUAAAGGGAAGCCAGCUCCUUAGCUAACCAAAUUGCAGUUUUGCACUGGAAUCAACUCAAACCCUUGAGUGGUUGGAAGAGAAACGAACUGUCGGAAGGGAAAAGAUAAAUCCAGGGACGUAUUGAUGUGCGUCAUGUCUAAAAUGAUUGUCGCCCACCCUGUAUGACAAACAAAUCGAAACAUUUUGAUAAGAAUUUGCCCCUCCCCUCAUCCACCCCUUGCAUGUGCCAGAGAAACAGUGGUGUUUUGCAUAAUAAACAUCUUUAUAAAAGUGGUUUUUCAUACUUUCUGGGUAAUUUUAAAAAGUGGUCUGUCUGGUCACGUGAUGAGCAUUUUGAGUUCUACAUGAUUAUUUGUGUUGCCGUAUUGCGACACUUUGUCAACUGCCAUAAUUCGUUAAUCAUUUCUGGAUGAAAGGGUCCAUCUCUUUUACAAUAAACUAUGUAUUUAGUAAUUACAGUGA